AUGCUCAAAAACUGCCUAGUGACGGUCGGUUCGACGAAAUUCGACGAUUUAAUACAAGAAGUCCUAAAACCAGACGUACUAGCACAACUAAAACAACAUGGAGUACGAAACCUGAUAAUUCAAUGUGGAGCCGGCAAGAUAUUCGAAGAAAUAUCAGCGAAAAAUGGGAGAGAAACAGAGAAAAAGGGUGACGGAGACAAUGAAAUCGAGCGAAUUUUGGAAAAAACGGACAAAAUCAGAUGGACUGAAGAUGGAAUUGAGGUAAGAACUUUGUUUACAGUACUCGGGUAGCUUCUAAAUGACUGAACGUUGAAAAAACAGUCAAUUUUGGUGAGUUUAGAAAAGUGGAAUUUGAGUGGAAGAUUUGUAAUGUAUUUUUCACUGAAAAUCUUUCACCAAACUUCCACUUUUAAAAAGUGUCAAAAAGUCAUUUUUAGGUCAUUUCGAGACAUUUUAAAAAUUGAAGUUGAGUGGAAGGUUUUCAGUGCAAAAUACAUUACAUUUCUUCCACCAAACUUCCACUUUUUUAAAACCUUUAAAAUUGGCCGCAAGCUGCCAAAAUAGGCUUACAUUGCCAUUAAAACACCAUUUUAGAUAACAAUGAUCCGCUACGUUCACGACCUGAUCCCCCUAAUCCAACACUCCAAUAUUGUCAUAGCUCAUGGUGGUGCUGGUACCAUUUUCGAGACCACUAAAGCCAAGAAGACCAUGUUUGUGGUUAUUAACCGGUCGUUAAUGUCCGAUCAUCAAACCGAAUUGGCCAGAGAGCUGGCCAAAACCAAGGAUUUGCACUAUGUGUCCCAGCCAUCUGAGCUGUUAGAAGCUUUAAGACAACAGGAUAUUGUUAUAGUACCAAAUGUACCACCACCAAGUGGUACACAACGAAAAGAGUUUGUACAGGACUUGUUUUUGAAAUGCGGGUUUAUUAAAAAUUAA
Messenger RNA from Bursaphelenchus okinawaensis, 936 nucleotides. NCBI's taxonomy places the organism in Eukaryota, Metazoa, Nematoda, Chromadorea, Rhabditida, Aphelenchoididae. The record is from the annotation of a GenBank genome assembly.